AUGGCGCCGGCGGGUUUAGGCGCCAGACGAGGAUGGAUAGGUGUGUGGGUACCGGAGGGCGGGUGGGGAGAACAGACUGGGGGGGCUGGGGAGGUGCUUGAGCUUAACUGGCUAAACCGGGCUGCUAGGGUGGGCCCCGGGCCUUCCCAGUCGAGGCUGGCCCCGGCCCCACGGCCUCGGGGGCCUCGCGUCGCUCUUCUAAGCCAAAGUUCUCCGCUUCUCGGGCCUCGGGAGCAGGCCGGGGGAAAUACGUUAGAGGAGGGAAUUCGCAGCUGUUGCUGGGAACGGGCUCAUCACAGAGGGGGAGCGCUCUUCCAUCGCCGCGCAACCACCCCGGACGGGGAGGAGGCUGGGCGGCGGGCCAAGCCUGCGGCUUGGCGGUCCUGGGGGGGGGGCGCCCAUCCCCGGGGAGGCACCGGGCUGGACAGCGCGGGGGACGGGCCGCCGCCGCCCGCCGCUCGCUGCCCGUUAGCGCGGCUUCCCGAGCCAGAACGCCCGAGGAUAGCCCUGGGUCAGCUGGGAGCGUGUCCGCUGGGGUCUCCAUGGCGAUGCUCCUCUGGCUCCCAGCACGCCCGCUUCGGUUGGCAUGGAAGCCGCUACCUCGAGGGCCGGUGCGCCUUCGAUUGGCCCGAUUCAACAGACGCGGGUGGCUUGAAAGUAAUUAGUGCUCAGCCCUCCCGGCAGCUUCUGCAAGGAGCUGGAGCUGAGCGCCCCGGCUGGAAUCUAUUAACUCUCCCCGCCCCUUCCCUCCCCUCCCCCACCCCACUCCCCCAACUCCACCCGCAGCCCCUCUGGCCCCAAUCCUGGAGCGCACUCGUUAAUUGGAAGGUCUAUAUAUACAGGCGGGACCAGGGAGCGCUGCGGGUUCCAAGCUGGUUUGGGCAUCGCCUGUCUGGUCGGUGGGCGGAGGGCCGAAGAGCAGCGCCUCUCCGGUGUCCAAGGAAAGGACGUGACCUUCACUUUUGGCCUGGGGAGACUGAAGCAAUGCGUCGCAGCAUCUCCAGGGGCAGGAUUCCUCUGGCCCCCACAGCCCGAAGUCAGGAAAUCUGUCAGGUGGUUGCCAGAGCCCACCCUGUCCAGGACCCCCCUCAAAGAACUGUACUAGGCCUGCUAACUGAAAAUGGGCAGUACAGGAGGACACGUGGCCAGGGAAUCACAACCAUCAGGUGCUUCUCUGGAUCAGAAAAUGCUUUCCCUCCAGCUGGAAAGAAGCUAAUUUCUAACUGUAUGGUCCAUGUGCCAGCCAAACAAGACUUUGAUAUCUAUGUAGAUGAACCAGAACAUGGAGAGACAUGUAGCUGUAGCUGCACUGUUAGAGAAGAGAUCGCGUACGAAGAUGUGUAUGAAGUGGAUACCAGCAUCCUGAAAUCAGGCCUCCACUUCCUGUUGGAUUUUAGCACAGUUUCUCCUAUGUUGGUGGACACAUCUCUGCAAUCACAGUUUGAGGAUCAUUUAGAUAUUGAUACAGAUGUAAUAAAUGUGACUGAAUAUGCUGAAGAAAUUCAUCAAUACCUUAGAGAAGCUGAAAUGAAAUACAGACCAAAGGCCCACUACAUGCGGAAGCAGCCUGAUAUCACAGAAGGAAUGCGUACCAUUUUAGUGGAUUGGCUGGUAGAGGUUGGGGAAGAAUACAAACUUCGAGCUGAAACUCUGUACCUGGCUGUCAAUCUCUUGGACAGGUUUCUUUCGUGCAUGUCUGUUCUCAGAGGGAAAUUGCAGCUUGUAGGAACAGCAGCCAUUCUGUUGGCUUCGAAAUAUGAGGAGAUUUAUCCACCAGAGAUUGAUGAAUUUGUCUACAUAACUGAUGAUACUUACACAAAACAGCAGCUUUUAAGAAUGGAGCACCUGCUCCUGAAAGUGCUGGCUUUUGACCUGACGGUGCCCACUACCAACCAGUUCCUUCUUCAGUACUUACAGAAGCAAGGAGUCUGUCAAAGAACUGAGACCCUGGCCAAGUAUGUUGCAGAACUAAGCCUCCUUGAAGCUGACCCAUUCUUGAAAUAUGUUCCUUCACUUAUUGCUGCAGCUGCUUAUUGUCUGGCAAACUACACUGUGAACCGGCACUUCUGGCCAGAAACCCUGGCUGCCUUCACUGGGUAUUCAUUAAGCGAAAUAGUGCCUUGCCUGAGUGAGUUGCACAGAGCAUGCCUUGAUAUCCCCCAUCGACCUCAACAAGCAAUUAGGGAAAAGUAUAAGGCAUCAAAGUACCUGCAUGUCUCCCUUAUGGAACCACCUGCAAUUCUGCCUCUGAAAUAAAAUUCCGGAAAUAAGCACUUAAUCUCAAGAUCAACAGCGUUGAUUUUUGUAUUUUUAUAGGGCACUGCAGGUCAGGUCAGCAAGUGUUGCUAAACAUAGCUGACACUUUUUAAA
This is a messenger RNA of Vombatus ursinus (common wombat), 2370 nucleotides long. RefSeq names its product cyclin A1 (gene CCNA1). Gene Ontology annotation, biological process: mitotic cell cycle phase transition; regulation of cyclin-dependent protein serine/threonine kinase activity. Gene Ontology annotation, cellular component: cytoplasm; cyclin A2-CDK2 complex; nucleus. The record is from RefSeq and is a predicted model, not a curated record. The transcript has 11 exons. The coding region runs from base 1 to 2256 and encodes 751 amino acids. NCBI's taxonomy places the organism in Eukaryota, Metazoa, Chordata, Mammalia, Diprotodontia, Vombatidae. Gene Ontology annotation, molecular function: cyclin-dependent protein serine/threonine kinase regulator activity.